Messenger RNA from Sabethes cyaneus, 2592 nucleotides. RefSeq names its product aminopeptidase N-like. The record is from RefSeq and is a predicted model, not a curated record. Gene Ontology annotation, cellular component: cytoplasm. Lineage: Eukaryota; Metazoa; Arthropoda; Insecta; Diptera; Culicidae. The transcript is spliced from 7 exons. Gene Ontology annotation, molecular function: metalloaminopeptidase activity; peptide binding; zinc ion binding. The coding region runs from base 1 to 2592 and encodes 863 amino acids. Gene Ontology annotation, biological process: peptide catabolic process; proteolysis.
AUGUGGACCGGUGGCGUGCUGAUAGGCGUUAAGAAGCACCUGCGAUCAAGGAACUUCGAGUCCUUUCGACUGCCGAAUACAACCGUACCAACGCACUACAAUGUGUUCUUGGAUAGUAACAUUCAUCUGAAUGACUUCGCCUACACCGGAAGCGUCCAAAUCCAGUUGACUGUUAUGGAGAAUACACGGCAAAUUGUGCUGCACAGUUCACGGAACCGAAUCAUCAAUGUGCAAUUGUAUAAUUCAAACCAGCUACCGGUGGUGAUAGACAGUGUCGAAGAGGACAGCGAAAAGGAGUUUUUAGUUAUCAAUACUAGUACCACUCUGACGCAGUUUUCCAACUUUCGAUUGGUUGUGGCAUUUUCCGGUAGUCUUCGGGACGAUAUGCUCGGUUUCUAUCGGUCAUCCUACGUCGAUGCUGAAGGAAUUGUUAGGUACCUUGCAGUAACUCAGUUUGAAGCGAGCAACGCUCGGAGUGCCUUCCCUUGCUUUGAUGAGCCAGGUAUUAGAGCUACGUUUUCGAUUAGCAUUGGCUGUGGAUGGAGUUACGAAGCGACGUCCAAUAUGCCGAUAAUGGGAACAACGAUUCUACCAAACGAGAAAAAAGUAAUAAAUUUCGAAGUGACCCCGCGUAUGCCAGCCUAUCUGGUUGCAUUUAUGGUAAGUGAUUUCAUCAGCAAUCGAACUACGCUCCUGGAACCAACGUUGCUGGAUAUGGGGAUUUUCGCACGGCCAACAGUUGCUUCCGGUGAGUUAGAGCUGGGUCUGCAGAUAGGGGCCAAAGCAAUUCGAGCAAUCGAAAAAUACUUCGAUCGUACCUACGACCUGCCAAAAUUGGAUCAGGUGGCCGUUCCUGAUUUCUAUUUUGGUGCCAUGGAGAAUUGGGGCUUGGUAAAGUACGCCGAACCGUAUUUACUUUUUAAUGAGGAAACCGCAACCAACCGGCAGAAGGAAAAUGUCAUCACCAUAAUCACUCACGAGUUUGUUCAUCAGUUUUUCGGUAAUCUUGUUACUCCACGUUGGUGGACGGAUAUUUUCCUUAGCGAGGGCUUCGCAACACUGUAUCAGUAUUACAUCGGAGCUGAGAUUGAACCCACAAUACGGUACAAAGAGAUGUUCCCUGUGGAAGCUUUGCAGACAGCUUUGUAUGUGGACAGUUGGUCAUCCACCAGACCUCUUUCGUACUACGUGGAAAACGAUCCGAUGUCACAGUUCGAUGUUAUAGCUUAUCAGAAAGGUGCCAGCGUGUUUCGAAUGAUGAAUUAUGUUCUGGGAGAAUCCACUUUCCAGAGCGGUGUUCGACGAUAUCUGGAAGUGAACAAGGACAGCGCAGUGGAUCCGCUCGAUUUAUUCGACAGUCUACAGUAUGCAGCACAAAAUGCUGAAGCACUGCCGAUUAACAAAACCGUGGAAAUGGUUAUGAGUCCCUGGGUGUAUCAGUCGGGUUAUCCUCUAGUGACAGUGCUGUACUCUAACGAUAAGUUUACUUUUGAGCAGAAACAUUUUUCAGAGGAACCCGAUUCCGAGCGAACUUGGUGGAUUCCGCUUAGCUUUGUGUUAAGUAUUGAGCCAGAUCGGGAUGAAACGCAAACUGUUGCCUGGAUUCCGCAGGACAGUAAGUAUUGGGAAAUAACAUGGAGUAUUCCCGACGAUGCUUACUUACUGGUAAAUCCACAUCAAACCGGAUAUUAUCGAGUGAAUUACGACAGCAAUCUGUGGAAUCGAUUGAUCAACCAACUGCGCAAGAAUCAUACCGUCAUUCCGCCGGUUUCAAGAGCACAACUGAUCGACGAUUCGUUUAAAUUGGUACAAGCUGGAAUGCUCAACUUGAAUACCAGCUUCGAACUUUUCCAAUAUCUGGCAGCGGAAGAAGACUACAUUCCGUGGUUUACAGCGUUUGCGACGGACAACCUACAGUACAUCAACGAUGGUUUAGUGGCUGACGAGGACGGCUACCGGGCGUUUCAGAAUUUCCUGCUUCAUCUAACUGACAAGCUCUACCGGCGGGUAGGAUUUGAGGAAAUCCCAGACGAACCACACGAAUAUCAACGUCUGAGGACAAUGGCAGUCGAGUGGCAUUGCCGCAUGGGAUCGGCCGCUUGCCGGGGCACUGCAGAACAGCUCUUGAUCCAGGAGUUGAUAAACUCUGAACCAGUUUCUGCCUACAUGAAACACACCGUCUAUUGUGGUGGGCUUAUGGGAAACGGUACAGCUUUGGUUUUUAACGACGUGCUGGAACUCUACCGGGCUUCCACUGAUGCGGCCGAACGGGCGAUUUAUCUCUCUGCUCUUGGGUGCGCUGAAAAUGAGGAAAUGUUAGAAAUCUAUUUAUCGAUCACAUUGGAUGGCGUAUACGAAGACUGGUGGAGAAUUUACCGAUCGGUAUACUCUAGAACCAACUUCGGCUUUGAGGUGUUCGUUAACUGGCUUAAUGAAAAUCUUGCCAGAGUCGCAGAACUAUAUGGUGAUCAGGAAGAGCUCGUUGCGAUUAUGCUAGACGCUCAGUCGAGGGUGGACUCGAUAGGCAAAUUUGAGGAGCUUAUUGGAUUGUUGCAACAGUUUGAAACUCUUGACCACGCCAAACAAAAAUAA